CAAAACAAGCAUUAGGUAUACAGGCGUCAUCUCAUUGAUUUGGGGAGUAUAAACAGGACAGAAAGAAGGCAUAUUGGUUGUAGUUAACUGUAGCUCCUGAGAAGGUGAAUAACACACUUGUUUAAUUUUUGCAUUUCACAGCAGCAUCAAGUUCGUAUAUAUAUAAAAAAGAAUACUGUUCAAAAUGACUGAAGUUCAAGGUGAAACGCAACAGAAAAGCUCUCCGGUUUACAGAAAUGGCGUGGUUGCUUCGGAGAUGUCUACGGUGGAGGAUGUGUUUGACGAAACGUAUAAGGAAAAAGAAGGUCCAAAACCGCCCAAGCAAAUAGUAUGGAGAAAUGUUGUGUUGAUGAUUUUGUUGCAUUCAGGAGCAGUGUACGGACUUACACUUGUACCUUAUACGUCUGCUUCAACCUUGGCAUGGACUGUUGUAUGCUUUUUGUUCAGUGCAUUGGGAAUAACAGCUGGGGCCCACCGUCUUUGGAGUCACAGGUCCUACAAGGCCAAACUGCCUCUGCGGAUCUUCCUGGCUUUUGCCAAUUCCAUGGCUUUUCAGAAUGACAUCUUCGAGUGGGCUCGGGACCACAGAGUUCAUCACAAGUUCUCAGAGACUGAUGCCGACCCCCAUAAUGCCCUCCGUGGGUUUUUCUUCAGUCAUAUUGGCUGGCUUUUAGUGCGCAAGCACCCGGAUGUGAUUGAGAAGGGGAAGAAAUUGGAACUCGCAGAUCUGAAGGCUGAUAAAGUUGUAAUGUUUCAAAGAAAAUACUACAAGCCCUCUAUUCUGAUCAUGUGCUUCAUGGUUCCCAUGAUGGUGCCCUGGUACCUGUGGGGAGAGUCUCUGUGGGUUGGUUACUUUGUUCCUGGGCUCCUGAGGUACGCUCUGGUUCUCAACGCAACUUGGCUGGUGAAUAGCGCCGCCCACAUGUGGGGGAACAGACCGUACGACACUACCAUCAACCCAAGAGAGAACAGAUUUGUCGCAUUCAGUGCCAUUGGGGAAGGAUUCCACAACUACCACCACACAUUCCCUUUUGAUUAUGCCACGAGUGAGUUUGGCUGUAAACUGAACUUCACCACUUGCUUCAUUAACCUCAUGUGUUUUGUUGGCCUGGCCAAGGACUGCAAGAAAGUGCCACGCGAAGUCAUCCAGGCUCGUGUACAGCGCACAGGGAUCCAGAGGAGUGGCUGAGGAACCUGAAGACUGCGAAACAAAACGGUCACAAUGUUGCUAUUUGGAAGGGUUGCUCUGUUGUGAAAUCGCCGAUGUUCAUCCCUAGUAAAACGAAAAGAAAUCAUUAACUGUUCUGUAAAAUUAAUACUAAGCUUAAACUUUUUUUUUUUUUUUUUUUUUUGGUAAUGCAGCAACAGAACCCAUCUGGUUGGGGGAGAGAACACAUUGUCCAGCAGACUCUAAAGGCAGAUAUUCCUGAAAAUCCAGUCAUAAUUCAGAUUGGAUUUGGAAGGAGAUCUCUCUAAAGAGCUAAGGCAAAUUUAAAUGCAGAACAAAACUUAGUGGCUCUUCGGUGAGGAAUGGGCAACAAACAUGUUUGUCAAGCUACAGCUAAGGAAAUCGGACCGUUAGGAAUAAAUUCACAGUGAAAUACUGUAGCCUGUAGCCUGACCUGAUUUUGACCCUCCAAGAUAAUUAGUUAUAGGAACAGUGUUCAAAAAUUAGGUAAUUUAAAAAAAAUAAUAAAAAUAAUGAUUUCAGUGCUACUGUACUCUUGCACUUACUAUUAAAAGCAUAGUAUUGCAUCUAACUUGGGCCUAUCCUAAGUUAAAAAACAAAACAAACUUGUGUGCUCAAAUAGGCUAUUUUAUCCUUUUUCAUCUGGUACUAUACAAAAAAAAGACUCAACAAGCUACUGGCAGUAGUACAGUACUUUAGAGUAAACAAAUGUUUACAUGAAAAGCUUGAAAAGCAGUAUUAUUUUGUUCAGGACCCUUGAAUAAACAUGCAGUUAAUCCACUGUGUAUGUGGUGUAUUGUGAUUUACAAUACAUGAAAAGGGAUAUUAUUGAAAUGUUAUAUUCUUGAAGUGGUGCUCUUUGUAGUACUUUUUUUUUUAUUUAUAUAUAAAAGGGUCAUAAAUGAAAGAUGAGAUUUGAUAUCCAAUAUUAUGUCAGUGUUGCCUUUCAAUGAGAUACUGCCCAUUGACUGACAAUACUGUACAUGGCCUUCCAGACCAGUGGAUAUCAUUUGCAGGUCUUUGGCGACUCGCUUUGAGAUGGUGGUAAACUCUGUUAUUUAAGCUCUGUUAGUGUGCAAUUAGUAAUGAUGCUUUUGGAAACGACUGGAGGAAAAUGAAAAAUGAAAAAUGAAUCAAGGUUUCCACUCCCAUUGAUUUUUAAUGGGACCUUAUUUAGCCAUACUUGCUUUUAAGUAAACGAAACAGGCUGGGAAUUUAGAGCACCUCUCCAUUCUGUUCCAUUCCGGAGGAUUUCUAAUGAUUUGUUCAAAAUAAAUCAGGAAACUGUGCCAAAUGCCUUACUACUUUAAUCCAUUCCCGGUCCUGCUUUCUUUCAGUGACGUUGCGAGCCAGUUUCCCAUGGAAAUGAAUGGCACAUUACAGAAGCUUAACAUACUGUAGAAGUGGAGGGGGGUAGUGUGUUUGUUAGCUGAAAGGUAAGAGGGGGGGGGGGUUCUUGCUGGAGGCAGGACCUUUUUGUGUUGAACUUAAUCAGACAUGCCAGACUUAGGAGUUGGAUUUUUGGAAAACAAAAUUACUACAGAUGACUCCAAAUAAUACAUGGUUGGCAUUUCUGCAUAAAACUAAAUGCAAAACAGGAUGCUUUAUCAGUGUCUUAAUGAUUGCAGGUAACGGCUGAUGCACAGCUGAGGUCUAACUAUAGCACUUAUUAAACUCCAAAACAACCAGAUCAUUAGAUACAGUUUCCCUCAUGGUUUUCAUGGAUCCAAAAGCAAUUUUCAUAAUUUUGGAAAAAUAUCUGACUAUUAUUAUUAUUGGUAGUAGUCCGUGCUCCAGAUAACCUGCGUACUGGGUGUUUUACACAUUGAAAAAAAUAUACAUUUUAUUAAGUACAGUUUUUGUACAGUAGUUCAAAGUAACAUUACAAUUAAAAUGUAAGGCAGUAGUUAAUGCAUGCUCCAUAAGUUGGCAUUAAAGUACAGUAUUUAUUAAAGGUUCUCAUGACUUCAAAAUACAUUUAACUCGCAGUGUCUAAAUUGGAGAGUACAUUCCUCUGACCCAAAACCUUAUCUGGAGCGCUGUUAGUAGUAGUAUGUUCAAUUUUGUGUACUGUAGCUUUGAAUUUUUAAUUCAGAAAUAUCUGGAAAUAAACAAUAUUAUUUUUUUUUUAAUUACUUACCGUUGCUCAAACUUUUGCAGUGCAAUUAUUUUCCAGUGUUUUCUUUCUAAAUGAAUUAUGAAUGCCUUAAUAACUCACUUGGAGGGCACAUACUUGGGGAAAGUUUAAUGCACUGUACUUAUCGUAAAUAUUUUUGUGAGAUGUGUCUACUGUCAUGUCAUCUCUUUUUUUUUUUUUCCCUUGUUCAGUUUAAUGCCAUGGUAAUACAUUUUUUUUUUCCUUGAUGCAAAUAAAAACAAAUAAAAAAAAAUCUAAUUUCUUCA
Acipenser ruthenus (sterlet) is the source of this 3592-nucleotide messenger RNA. Its product is annotated as acyl-CoA desaturase-like. The transcript has 6 exons. NCBI's taxonomy places the organism in Eukaryota, Metazoa, Chordata, Actinopteri, Acipenseriformes, Acipenseridae. Gene Ontology annotation, biological process: response to fatty acid; unsaturated fatty acid biosynthetic process. The coding region runs from base 185 to 1189 and encodes 334 amino acids. The record is from RefSeq and is a predicted model, not a curated record. Gene Ontology annotation, cellular component: endoplasmic reticulum membrane. Gene Ontology annotation, molecular function: iron ion binding; stearoyl-CoA 9-desaturase activity; palmitoyl-CoA 9-desaturase activity.